This is a messenger RNA of Chionomys nivalis (European snow vole), 1586 nucleotides long. It is a transcript of the gene Hpca, whose product is annotated as hippocalcin. The transcript is spliced from 4 exons. The record is from RefSeq and is a predicted model, not a curated record. Gene Ontology annotation, molecular function: calcium ion binding. NCBI's taxonomy places the organism in Eukaryota, Metazoa, Chordata, Mammalia, Rodentia, Cricetidae. The coding region runs from base 176 to 757 and encodes 193 amino acids.
UGUCUGGCCCCUGGAAGACCUCGAGACUGGGGAAUGGGCGCUCCCCGCCUCUCCAAAGAGCUCCUAGCUCAGCUGGCUUCGGAGUUGAGGCGCGGGGGCACCCAGGGUGCCUAUCGGAUUCCGCCCUCGGAGCGACAGGCGGCCCCGUGCCCAGGUGGGACUUGGCUCAUCUGCCAUGGGCAAGCAGAACAGCAAGCUGCGGCCGGAGAUGCUGCAGGAUCUGCGUGAGAACACGGAGUUCUCAGAGCUGGAGCUUCAGGAGUGGUACAAGGGCUUCCUCAAGGACUGCCCCACUGGCAUCCUCAACGUGGAUGAAUUCAAGAAGAUCUACGCCAACUUCUUCCCCUAUGGCGACGCCUCCAAGUUCGCCGAGCACGUCUUCCGCACUUUUGACACCAACAGCGACGGCACCAUCGACUUCCGGGAGUUCAUCAUUGCCCUGAGCGUGACCUCUCGCGGCCGCCUGGAGCAGAAGCUCAUGUGGGCCUUCAGCAUGUACGACCUGGACGGCAAUGGCUACAUCAGCCGGGAGGAAAUGCUGGAGAUUGUGCAGGCCAUUUACAAGAUGGUUUCGUCCGUGAUGAAAAUGCCUGAGGAUGAAUCGACCCCGGAAAAGAGGACUGAGAAAAUCUUCCGCCAAAUGGACACAAACAAUGACGGCAAGCUGUCACUGGAGGAGUUCAUCCGUGGGGCCAAAAGCGACCCGUCAAUCGUGCGCCUGCUGCAGUGCGACCCCAGCAGCGCCUCCCAGUUCUGAGCUGGGGAGGAACAAGCUCGCCGCCUCCCUGCCUUCACCGGCCCUCUGCUUCCUCUCCCUCGUGUCUGUCCAGGCUGGGGGCCAGACUGGGGACCCCCUUCUGGGGUCUGCACUGUGGGAGGCCUCUGGAGAAGCGAACCCUGCAAGGAAGGGGCUAAGCAAGACAGCCGUUAGGACCCACGGCCCAUGAGGCAGAAUCUCCCUUAGUGGGACCGAGAUGACUUUUUUUUUUCUGUCCCUAUUCCAUAUUCUUUAUUCAGACGGUUGGAUUACCUUCCACCAACCCACAGAUCUGAGGCCCUUCUACAACGCAGGGGUUGGGGGACGUUCCCUUUGGGUGACCCUCAGCCUGGAGGGAGGUGGAGAGGGGCCCAGGUGAAGUCUUUGGGUUUGGUGGGGAGACAUAGCAGAUUCUUGGGCUGUGGGGCUUUGAGGAAAUUCCCUACAGAACACUUCCUGUCCCAGCUCUUGCUGGCUAGAGACCAUGGUAAAAAAAAAGAUCUCCCAGGGUUCCAACUGGGGGGGGGGGUCCCCAAACCUAGCCUGCCUCUUAGCAUUCGGAUGAUCACAGAUUUAAGCACCCUGUAUUCUUUAUCUCACCCUCUUUCACUCCCAUGUGCGCCCCCCCCACACGCACGCACGCACGCACACACGCACGCACGCACGCACGCACACACGCACGCACGCACGUGGGCAGAGUCCCUCCACAGCAUUCUGUGUAGGAAAGACGUGCAGGCCCCUGGCAAAGCCCCCAUCUCCCUCUGCAUGCAGCACAUGGAGCAUCUCUGUUCUUUUUAAUAACUUCCAAAUAAAGUCUUGUUUCAGUGCA